CACCCCCCAUCAAUUCUACGCAAGCAUUUUCACCUCACCGUACACACACGUCCCCUCGAAACUUCUAGCUUUCUCUCCCCUUUUAGUCGGCCAAUUCUCAGUCUCGCCCACCAAUUUCGUCCUCGGAGCGCGACUCGGAAACGAUUCGAAAGAUGUCAAAAAGAUGUUGAAUAACUAGUAGAUAUAUAGAACAUAUAUUGAAGAGCUAUCAACUGAGUACUGAUUGAUAGAGGGUUCAUACUGGGAGGGGUUUGAGUUAAAGAGAUUGGCAAGUAGAAUGCAUUGCAGAGGUAUUGUAGAUGCAAGAGUAACCCGUUCUGAGGAUCUUUGAAUGGUGUGCGGAAGAGGUAGACGAGGGUUUUGACGACCGAGAUACCGGAUUAUACGUCGAGACCCAGGACCUGUAUAUGCCGGUAGCGGCGGUCUGGUGGCACACGAGUACUCACCACAACAUCAAAAGCGUCGCUACCUUCCAUAAUGCGGUCACUUGGGAUAUCACGAAGGGGGCCACAUGCGAAGUUGUUACAUAUGGUUGGUGGGAAGCCGCAUGCGGGUGCUGAGGAUCAUGAGGAGACGGCAUAUAAUAGCACGCAUGUGGUUCCUGCCAUGGCAAUGAACGAGGAGGACACCACGCGGAGUCCAGAGUCCUCAAGCGAUGAGCAGCAACCGGCGCCUACAACACUCGCGGUCGGGAUGGAUGAGGACUUUAGUAAGAGCCCGGUUUCCUCAGACGAUGAGCGAGUUCCAUCACCUAAGCAUGCGCGAUCACCAAAGCCGAACGUGGAGAAGAAACCGGCAAGGGUUACACAAAUGAUUGAGGAACCUCCGAGAAGAAGCAGAAAGCAGCCAACGAAGAAGCUGCAGGCGAAGAAGUUCCAUCCGCCACAGCCAGGGUCCUUUACAGCAGGGUUAGAAGACAAGGAACGGAGCACGAGCGCUACCAGAGAGGAAACCGGAGGGAGUAAGAAGGGGAACAAGGGACAGGACUCACAUGGCUCGGUGGGAAAGAGAUCUGCGGAAGAGGUCGGGCGUCUCUUCAGCCCUUUUGGUUUCGAGCAUCGCCCUGUGAAGAGACCAUUAAUUGAACCCACCCCCAAUCUUCAUGCUCGGCCACCAGGUGCUUCGAGAACAGCCUAUGCCUCCCAGAGGAACUACGGAUCGGGCCCUUCAAAGGGUGUAUCAGAUACUGCGUCAGGUUUGGUCUCGAAAACCACCACUGCAAAGAAUAGGAAGAAGCCUAAGACGUAUACUACGAAGAAGCCAGAACCAACACCUGACCCAGGGGAUGAUCCAGAGUCCGAGGAUUCGGAAACCCUCGACCUAAAUCCGAAGACCAAGUCUCAUGCACAAAAGAAGGUGAAAGAAGAUCAUGGAUCAGAUUCAGAGGUAUCUUGCGUUACCUUGAACAUAACUGCUGCAAAGUCCCCGAAAGGGAAGUCACGAAACGCAAAGGACGCCAAAGUCGGAAAGUCAAACCAAGCCUCAUCACCCGCCAAACCAGCUCGCCCAAAACUCCUAGAGACACUAUCCAGCUACGGUCUUAAUCCUCUCUCAUCCGGCACACCCAAUACAGAGCUAUCAUCCCUCCGCUCUUUUAUAUCCAAUGCACCCCAAGAAUCCCUCCAACAUCUAGAGAAGUACCUAGCAGACCAACAAGAUCUCGAGCUUAGCUCCCAACAAAGCCGUUGCCCCUUAUGCCAUGAACCCAUCUCCGAGUCUUAUUUAGCAGAUUUCGAAAUGGCGCACCCUCAAAUGACUCCCCGAGACCAAAGGCGCUUCUGUCACGAACACAAAAAACAGAGAGCAAUGGAGCAGUACACAGAAAAACGGUACCCGAAUAUCGACUGGGAGAACUUCACCGACCGAAUCCAGAAACACUUCCCCAGACUUGAAGCGGUACUCACAGACACAACUCUAGAUCCAAGCCAUUAUAGACAGGUACAUGCCGACAAAGUCUCUGAAGGCAAAGAGCGCACGGCACUCUCCCUAGCCGCCUCUGACAAGAUCUUAGAGUCCACAACCGGAUAUUAUGGUACACGCGGUGCUCGUGCUAUGAUGGAAGCUAUCACCACGCACUUCUCGGACCUCAUCCGUGAGUGCAUGAUCAACGACCAGGUGGUCAGCUUUGGUGGUAUCGGCAAUUUUGUACAGAGGGUGUUAGUGCCUGAAUUGAGCUGUUGUCUUGUCAUGGAGGAUUUUGGCUGUGGGGACGAACAAGCAAGGGCUAUUGUUGAAGAGAGUGGCGAGUGUGGCGCCUUCGUUAAUGAAGAGGUUAUGGAUCGGGUGGUUGUCGUGGAGGAGAGCGAGGAUGAGGGGGAUUAAUGCUGAGAAAUUCUACGAUACUGAGCCUGCGGAAUGAAGAUCUGUGGGGCGAUUUUAGAGCUAUCUUGUGGUUAGUAUCUAUAACAUAACUUGGAGGUGGUAAGUAGGCUUCUUAGUCCUUUCUUCAGCAUAUUGGGCAGCUUGUGUUGGGAAGUAUCCUUGUUACUGAGGCUGAAUUACGAUGUUUUCCUUAGUCUUCAGUUGAAAUUAUUUUUCCUGAUACGGACAUCCGGCUGUCG
Messenger RNA from Lindgomyces ingoldianus, 2561 nucleotides. RefSeq lists its product as uncharacterized. The record is from RefSeq and is a predicted model, not a curated record. The transcript has 2 exons. Lineage: Eukaryota; Fungi; Ascomycota; Dothideomycetes; Pleosporales; Lindgomycetaceae. The coding region runs from base 478 to 2322 and encodes 614 amino acids.